Molecule: messenger RNA, 9399 nt
Organism: Austrofundulus limnaeus
Lineage: Eukaryota; Metazoa; Chordata; Actinopteri; Cyprinodontiformes; Rivulidae
Product: collagen alpha-1(XI) chain
Exons: 66
Coding region: 310-5520 (1736 amino acids)
Molecular function (GO): extracellular matrix structural constituent
Source: RefSeq, a predicted model, not a curated record
GACUAGAGGAGGAGGGAGGGGAGAGAAAGUGGGGAACAUUCUCUGGAGAUGAGAGUGAAUACACCUUCCUAGGAUUSGACUUUCUUUUCCUCCUGUCUCCAUCCGUCCACUCAGGGGUCAAAGGAGCGAGAGGAUAAUUGUGAAUGGAGAGCUGACUCUCAGGAAGUCUCUACACGCAGACGCGCGCUCCUAAGACUGCUGCUGCCAGGUGUCGCAGCGCGCGCUUAUCAGACGCGCUUCUGAGGUGUUGGAGCUCGCGCAGUUGUCCCGGCGUCCCGGAGUUAUUGGUGGUCAUCAAUUCAUCUUCUGAUGAUGGAUCAAUGGAGCUUAACGCGGCACACGUGGAUGCUGCUGCUGCUGCUACAUGUACAUUACUUCUAUUUUUCAAGAGCAGCUAAUCCCAUUGACAUCCUGAAGGUCCUGGAGCUUUCAGAGGACAUGGAGGGUGUCUCACUGGAGGCAGGACUUUGCACCAGCAGGAACGGACGACAGGAGACAGACCUCUCCUUUAAAAUCAACAAGAAGAUUCAGCUAAGCGCACCCACCAAACAACUCUUCCCAGAUUCACCAUUUCCUGUGAACUUCUCACUGAUGACAACAGUUAAAGCUGCAAAGGGAUCUCAAGUCUUUCUUUUGUCUUUGUAUGACACACAGGGAACACAGCAGCUGGGUUUGGAGCUUGCUCGUUCUCCCGUGUUCCUGUAUGAGGACCACGAGGGUCGGCCAACUCCAGAACUUUACCCCAUCUUCAGAAAGAUCAACCUGGCUGACGGCAAGUGGCACAGAGUUGCCUACAGUGUCGAGGGUCAGGCGGUGACCCUGUACUUGGACUGUGAGAAGGUGGACACCCUGGACCUUCUCAGAGGUCAGGAUCCUCGGGUCAGCACCGAUGGUGUCACAGUGUUCGGGACGCGCCUGCUGGACGAAGGCGUGUUUGAGGGAGAAAUCCAACAGCUGCUGCUCGUCGAUGAUCCCAGAGCAGCAGAGUCCUACUGUCAGGACUACAUACCAGACUGUGAUGCGCCUCUACCUUACGACAGCAUCCUGACACCCACUGAGGAGACCGAGGGAACACCUAAGAAACGUGUGGUGGAGGAGUUUGAGGAGUUUGACUACAGCGACCUCUAUGAGGACAUUUCUGUGUCCUCGGUGACGUCGGGGCCGAAUGUGACGGAGUACGAGAUUGUUGAGUACGAAGAUUAUGACAACACUACAAACUACUAUCAUACGAACGAGUACGAAUAUGAGGAGGAAUACGACGAGCGCUACGGACCUGCUCAGAGGGAACGAGGUUACUCUCUGGACACACAGAAUCUACCUGAAAAAGGACAGAAAGGAGAACAAGGCAUUCUGGGAGAGGGAACACAGAUUACAGGACCAUAUGGGCCCCCAGGACCUGAGGGAGAGCCGGGACCUCCUGGGAUCACGGGACCAGUGGGACCACGAGGAGACCCUGGAGAGUUGGGUCCUCCAGGGCGGCCGGGUCUUAAUGGUGCUGAUGGGAUACCAGGUCCUCCAGGAAACAUCAUGCUCAUACCGUUCCAGUCAGGCGGUGACCCGGGAACAGGUGCUGUGGUUUCUGCACAGGAGGCUCAGGCUCAGGCCAUCCUGCAGCAGACCAAGCUGGCAAUGAAGGGACCUCCAGGGCCACUGGGUCUCAGGGGACGGCCUGGACCACUGGGUGCAUCAGGUCCCACUGGUCUAAAGGGGAGCAGUGGGGACAUGGGACCACCAGGUUCUCCUGGGCUGUCGGGGAUCCCAGGUCAGAACGGACGACCUGGGAAACGGGGUCGAGCAGGUGCAGAUGGGGGCCGUGGUGCAAUAGGAGAGACUGGAGCAAAGGGAGACAGGGGCUUUGACGGCUUGCCUGGUCUUCCUGGAAACAAAGGACACAAGGGAGACAGAGGGAAACCAGGCCCUACAGGUUCUGCAGGAGAGCCAGGAGAAAAGGGCUCCCAGGGACCACCGGGGCCAAGAGGACAACCAGGUGAUGCUGGUCCCAGAGGUCUGAAUGGCCCCAGAGGUCGCCCCGGACCCCCAGGUCUGCCAGGUAUUCGAGGAAUCGAUGGAGUUCAAGGUUCAAAAGGAAACAUAGGGCCAGCAGGUGAAAUUGGAGCACCUGGACAGCAAGGCAAUCCCGGGAUCGUGGGUUUUCCUGGUCCUCAGGGCUUAGUAGGACUGCCAGGAGAGAAGGGACCUCAAGGGAAGAAAGGGAUGCGGGGCUUACCUGGAAAUGACGGGCCCCCGGGUCACCCUGGAAGAGAAGGCACUCCCGGUGAAAAAGGACUGCCGGGUCCUCUGGGAGUCCAAGGGCCUGUGGGAUACCCUGGACAGCGAGGAGUAAAGGGAGCAGAUGGGAUCAGAGGCUUAAAAGGGAGCAAAGGUGAAAAGGGUGAAGAUGGUUUUCCUGGGGCCAAGGGGGAGAUGGGAGCAAAGGGGGAUGUUGGAGACAAUGGACCUCUAGGGGUUCGAGGCGAAGAUGGACCUGAAGGCCCUAAAGGCCAGUUGGGUCCUCAGGGGGAGCCUGGUCCUGCUGGAAUUUCAGGGGAGAAGGGAAAACUGGGAGUUCCAGGACUGCCAGGAUAUCCAGGACGRCAGGGGCCCAAAGGUUCUGAUGGUUUCCCAGGUGCAGUGGGAGCUGCAGGAGAGAAAGGAAAAAAGGGACCUGCAGGCCAGGCAGGAGGUGCAGGCCAGAGGGGUUCAAAUGGCGCCCGAGGUGCCAGGGGGGCGAGAGGCCCAACUGGGAAACCAGGCGAAAAGGGCACCUCAGGACACGAUGGCCCCCCAGGAUCUCCUGGAGAAAGGGGACCUCAAGGACCGCAAGGAAGAAAUGGAGAACCUGGCCCUAAAGGAACAAGUGGCCCAGCUGGAAAGGAUGGACUUCCAGGUCACCCAGGUCAAAGAGGAGAACCGGGCUUCCAAGGAAAGACAGGACCUCCAGGACCUCCAGGUGUGGUGGGACCGCAGGGCAAAUCAGGAGAACCUGGCCCAACGGGAGACCGAGGUCACCCAGGAGCACCAGGUGUGCCUGGAGAGCACGGUUUACCUGGAGCUGCUGGAAAGGAGGGCGGAAAGGGGGAUCCUGGUUUACCUGGGACAUCUGGGAAGAAUGGUCCACCAGGUCUGAAAGGCUUCAGAGGAAGCAGAGGAGCCCCUGGAAUCAUGGGGCCGCCUGGUCUGAAAGGAGCUUCAGGACCUGGUGGAUCACCAGGAGCCAUUGGACCAACAGGAGAAAGGGGACCUCCUGGACCAGCUGGCGCCAUUGGACAACCUGGUCGGGCUGGAGCCAUUGGAGGACCUGGACCAAUGGGAGAGAAGGGCGAGCCUGGAGAGAAGGGACCGAUUGGACUUUCAGGUCAAGAUGGGGAUCAAGGACCAAUAGGGAUGCCCGGAGCUACGGGCCCUAUAGGCCCUCCAGGAGAUGAUGGGGAUAAGGGAGAACAAGGAGGACCUGGACARAAAGGAAGUAAGGGGGACAAAGGCGAAGCAGGGCCUCCAGGCCCUACUGGCACUCAGGGGCCAGUUGGUCAGCCAGGACUYCCAGGUGUGGAUGGCUUGCCAGGUCUUCGAGGCCAGCAGGGCAUGUACGGUCCAAAAGGUGAUGAAGGAUCACGUGGCUUUAAGGGCGCCAAGGGACCAAGAGGAUUACAGGGAAUGCCUGGCCUGCCCGGAGAAAAGGGUGAGAGCGGACACGUUGGCUUAAUGGGUCCACCAGGGCAGCAAGGCCCUGUUGGUGCUCAAGGUCCAAUUGGGGGACAGGGACAAAAUGGUAGACCAGGAAUGAUAGGACAACCAGGUGCCGUAGGGGAGAAGGGAGAGGACGGUGAGGCAGGUGACCCUGGACCAGUUGGGAUCCCAGGAAGAAUAGGAGAUAAAGGAGACCAGGGGGAAAAGGGGGAUACGGGCCCUCCAGGAGCAGCUGGUCCUCCAGGAGCCAAGGGCCCUCCAGGGGAGGACGGAGCCAAGGGCAAUGCUGGUCCCAUCGGUCUGACGGGUGACCUCGGACAGCAGGGAGAGUCUGGACCCAAUGGUGUAGAUGGCCUCCCGGGAUCUAAAGGCGACACCGGAGAUCCUGGAAAAUCUGGACCACCAGGACCACCAGGUGAACCUGGACCAUCUGGACCGCCAGGGCGAAGGGGUCACAUGGGGAAACCUGGGAAGGAAGGCAAACCGGGUCUGAAAGGAACAAAGGGUGCUCCUGGACUGGAGGGACCUAUUGGAAAAACAGGGCCUAUAGGUGCUCAAGGGCAUCCUGGGAAACCAGGUCCUCAGGGCUUGAGAGGAAUCCCUGGCCCUGCAGGUGAGCAGGGUUUAAAUGGACCACCAGGUCAGACAGGACCACCAGGUCCCAUGGGUCCGCCAGGUUUACCAGGACUAAAAGGAGACCCUGGGAGGAAAGGAGACAAGGGUCAUGGUGGUUUGAUAGGUCUGAUAGGACCUCCGGGAGACAUUGGAGAAAAAGGAGACAGAGGACUUCCAGGAAACCAGGGGCUUCAAGGUCCAAAAGGAGAAGAGGGUCCAGUUGGCCCUCCCGGUCCACCCGGUCCUCCUGGCCCCACCGGGCUGUCUGGGGCAACUGGUGAAAAGGGUUCUAAAGGAAACCAGGGUCCAACUGGUCCCAGAGGAGAUAUUGGGCCUGCAGGGCCUCCAGGGCCACCAGGACGGCCAGCGAUCGGGAUUGCGCCUCCGCCAGAGCGAGGGAGGAGAAGAAGAACUCACACUGUGGUGGACGGUGCAGCUCUCGAAAAUGACGAUGAGGAGGAAAUGGCCACAGAAGGAGGCGAGGAGGGCUGGAUGCAAGGAGACCAGGCAGAGGGUCAAGACAUGGAAGAGGUGUUUGCUUCCCUCUCGUCGAUGAAGGUGGAUGUAGAGGGUCUGCGUAACCCACAGGGGACGUACCACAGCCCCGCCCGCACCUGCAAAGAGCUCUGGCUCCUCCACCCAGACCUCCCUAAUGGUGAGUACUGGAUCGAUCCCAACCAGGGUUGCCACAGAGACUCUUUCAAGGUUUUCUGUAACUUCACUGCUCAGGGGGACACCUGUCUGUACCCCGACAAGAAGUUCCAGUCGGUGAAAUUAGCAGCUUGGAAAGGAGAAAAAGCUGGCAGCUGGUACAGCAAAUUCAAAAAAGGAAAACAGUUUUCCUACACUGGGUCUGAUGGUGAUUCGAUCCACGUUGUCCAGUUAAACUUCCUGAAGCUGCUCAGUGCCACAGCCAAACAGAUGUUCACCUACCACUGCCUCAACUCCGCCGCUUGGCUGCACACCGCCACCUACAGUCACGAUCACGCACUGCGCUUCAGAGGCAGCAGUGGCGAGGAGCUCACGCACGAGAACACACAUUAUAUCAGUGCGCUGUACGACGGUUGUCAGACACGCUCGGGUCAGGAGAGGACGUUGUUGGAGUUUGACGCUCCGGUGUCCAACACACUCCCUAUUGUUGAUGUAGCUGUGUCCGAUUUUGGGAAAGGGAACCAGAAAUUUGGUUUUCAAGUUGGCCCAGUUUGCUACAAUGGUUAGCAAACUGAUGACGGAUAUAAUUUAAAAGCAAAGAGCCAUGGACACGUUUUACAUGCAGGGUUGAACAUUACAUUCAAGACCACAUAUUUAUGAGUUGAUGUAUGUUUGUGCACCAACGUGUCUUCAUCCAAACUAUCAGUCUAAGAUGCACACAUUGAUGUUGUCCAUCAGUGAGUUCAGAUUCACGAAAGGAGACUCCGAUGAACUGGAUAUGUUGUGUUAUCCAGAGAAACAUCGACUGUUGAUCCAUCCUGAGAGGCACAUUUUUUGUCUUCUUUUCCGUUUUGAAGGACCAAGUUGUGCUCUUAGCCUCACUGUUCAGUUACUGAUUCAGUAAAACUCACAGAAACAUUUAGAUCAAUAAAUUGUGUUCAACAAACACAAAAACCUUACUUUUCAGCUGAAACGUCUCAAAAACAAGGGUGCUCAACUCAAAGUCUUUAAAYCUUGAUGGGUGCUGACCAUCCAGUAUGGUGAUAACAAACUCUCAGCUCUUGCAUGUGAAGUUGCUCAUCAACAAGAGCAUCAUCAGAUGUAUUUGCAUGUGUUGAAAGUUUCUGUUAUUACCUUCUUAUUGUCAAACCUCAAUUUUUUUGUGUUGUUUUUGUAUGUUGUUAUAAUUUUGUGAUUGUAAUUAUAUUUUAUUUGAUGUGCACCGAUGAGCCACAACAUUAAAACCAAUAACAGGCUGACUGAAAUGCAUUGGUCGUUCAGCAAUCGUUUGUUGGGAAAACCCAAAGUCCCCCCAAAACCAUAUCACAUUAAAGAUGCAUGAAAAUAACUCUGUUAUCCAACCUUUGGAAAGCUCUGAUCUGAUGGUUCUGAAUUAGGAAAAUUCCAAAUUUCUCUUAAUGUCAAUAACAAAUGCAUAUCAUUUUUUUACAUUUCUCCUCUGUUCUUAAUGUUUACAGUCAAAAUUAUGAAAACAUUCUCUCUGUCACUGCAAAGCUGCAAGGUUUUUGUUCAUUUGUACAAUUUUAAUGUUGUUGCAUUUAUMCAUUGAGAUUAACUGACUAAAUUAGACAUAUUCGGAGCAGAUGCAAUGUCCGAUUUUGUGUGUUUAUCAUAGUAGCGUUUAGUUAGUAUUUGUAAAAAUACACUUUUUAUAUUCAGUUUCCUCUUGUGAACCCUCUCAUUGUGUUUUUAAACAGUUCACAAUGAAAACAAAAGGUGCAGCAAUGUACCUUUAACAAUGCAUUGACUUAUUGCUUCAGGUGUAUCUUMAAGGGUCUGGGCAUGGUACCUUGACUAGUGGUACAUAUUGUACCUUUUGUUUGUACCUUUAAAGGUACACUUUUUGCACCCCAUGCCCGUAAACUUCAAAGCACAGCUGGAGCAAAAAAAAAAGUACAUUUUUAAAAUAUAUCUUGAUUUAUUUAUUUAUAUUUUUUACUGUGCACAGACAGUUCACUGUUCCACACCAGAACAUUCUGUUGCUAGCUAUAGUGUGUUCACUGACUGGGGMAAAAUGGAUUUAUCAGUGUCAGAUGGGCCAAUUCCUUUCAUUAGCUGAUUGUAUACUUUUAGUCACAGUGCAUCCUGCCACAUGUCAAAUGCAGCUCAAGAAUACAUCUAAAACUGCUACAUACGCUGCAAGAACCAAGAAAAUUAUUUUCUUUCACAGCUGCAAAAAAUAAUGAUGUGUUUUUUUUUUUACUUGCAAGGCUGGUUUUGAAUUUAUUGCAGCUUUUUUGACUCAGCAUCUAUGCCAGAACUUUUUUCUUGUGUGAUUUUCAACAACUAAUGUGUGAUUGGUCAAAAAGUUUGAAGUGGACAUGGCAAAUGUGGAAAGGCAGAAACAYUGAUAUUCCUGCAUUUUUGCUGUAGCACAGACGUUCAGAGAAUUUCUGCACUUGAGUUUCUUCUUAUACUUGCCACCUUGAGUAAAUGAACAAUUUUCUCAGUUCUUGUGGCGAAUGCAACACGCUCCAGGAGCACAACAAGGAGGUCAAGUUUCUGAAAAACCCUCCAAACUAAACAGAUCACAAUUUGAUGGAGCRUCUGACAUGCUCUAAAAUAGGCCACAUCUUGCAGGUCCCAGAAAGUGAAGGAAUAGCUGCCAGCUUUCUUCCCACCAGACAGAGGUCCUACAUUCAUCCCACCAGGUUGGGACCGUUUUCAGGACAGUCUGCAAAAAUAUUAGGCUGGUGGUUUUAUUGUUGUGGCUGAUUGAUGUACUGAGGAGUGUAAUUCAUCGUGGUGCUAUUAUGUAAGUCCUUGAGGAGUACAGUUUUUGUGUCAAAGGGAUUUGGGGCAGAACAUUUUUUUUAAUAUAUUGUGAAACAAUGUUUUGUAUGUUGUCAUUAUAACAAACCAAGCUCUGAUUCAUGAUUGCCUCAACAUCUUUCUUUGCAUUAUGUUUGGGGGAAUUGAUUAACAUAUUUUAAUAAAAAGUACACAAUGUACACUUGAGUUUUUAUGGCUUUUUAAUGCAAUGACUUUGCCAARCUGGAGUUGGACAUUUUCUCUGUUUUCUAAAGAUGAUCAAAUUAACCAUAAAUGGACACAUUAAACUUUAGUCGUAUGACACRUUUGAAAUAUGAACAUGCUUGUAUGCCUCUGUGAAAAACUCCUCAAUGUCUGAAUAUUAACAUUUUUUUAUUUGAAUGCUCUGAUAUAUCUAAGUACCACAAAGCAUUGUWCAGUGGGUUGAAAAAUUGUAUUGAUCUUUACUUCUCUGGUCUGUCUGGAGAGUCCCUUGGUCUUCAUGAUGACUCUUGCUUGGUGGAAGCUCUUAGGUCUGGGUGUUAAAACAGUAAGAGUAUUUAUUGUGACAGUCAUGUGAUCAAUAUUAAUAGAAAAUACGUCUGACAGAAUGUUGAUAAUUUCACUCAACUUUGAGUUAGACCCACAUGGCAUUCUGGGGAACAUAGGCAAAAUAAAGGGCAGGCCCAGCUAAGCAAGGUUGGCAAGCUAGCAACAACCUGCUGAUAACAGUAACAGUAGAGGUUUUGUUUCACCACUGUGCCCCAUAAAAGUUUGCUUUACAAACAAAUCUGUUUCAUCAAAUGUAUUUUGUUAAUUAUUCUUCGUAGAGAAGUAACAUUUUUUAGGUUGCUUGUGUUAUAAUUUGGUACUCAGUGUGUAGAUCGAUGUUACACCUACAUUUAUUUUUGUCACAUUAAAMCCACACUCAUCCCUCUCAGAUCUCCUCUGCCUGCUCGUGUGUUUAACCUGACCUGCUGGAGGAACGUUUUCAGCGGCGUUGAAACUUUAAUGAGGGAAAGAACAUUGAACUCAUUCAAGAGUGUUUAGCUGCCAAUUCUCAGCYAUGAAAUAUGGAUGGUGUGGCGUGAAGGUUAGUCACAUUGUGUUUAACUGCAGUCGGGGGGGAAGUGUUCAUCUGUUCUUCCUCGCAGCCCGGUGAGGAUCAGGACAAGCACAGUUUAAUAUUUCAUCCUCCGUCAGUUUGCCAGCUGCUGACACUCUUCACCAAUUACAACAAGCAAAGGUUGUAUCCUGCUGUUGAUUUUAAGCCACUUGACAAUGGUGGGCCAAAAGUUGGUCAAAUAAAUACUAAAAUUUUUAUGCUUAUGAUCUUAACAGUGAAAAGAUUAUGAUGAUAUCAACAAGCACAACCAAACAGAUGUUGAAGUUUGGUGCAUAUAUAAUGUCUUAUACUUGUCGUGGAAUUUCAGAAAUACAUCAGAUGUUCAUGAAUUUAAGUGAUUUUAUUUUAUCGCAGUCAGUUCACACUUCUCACAUGUUGUCACAUCCUAUUUUUAUUUUAAUUUUUUUUAUGCAAUGGAUGGAAAGAUUCCCCACCGAUGACACAGCAGUGUAAGAAUAUGAGCAUCGGCAUGUCUCACAGCUCUGAUUUUUUUCCCCAUCAGAAAGUAAAGGAGACCUGUCCACUUUAAAAUAAAAUAAGUAAAAUCA